Molecule: messenger RNA, 2364 nt
Organism: Rotaria sordida
Lineage: Eukaryota; Metazoa; Rotifera; Eurotatoria; Philodinida; Philodinidae
Source: the annotation of a GenBank genome assembly
AUGGCGUCUGACGAAUAUCAAGCACGUGCACUUUAUGAUUUUGUAGCUGAAACUCCAGCUGAACUUAGUUUUACUGCAAAUGAGAUUCUUAUAUUAACUUCAACACCAGCUGACAAUCCAUGGUGGUUUGCUCGAAAUUCUUUUGGACAAACAGGUACAAUUCCAUCAAAUUAUGUGGAAAUAAUCUAUGAUGAACAAGAAUCAACACAACAAGUACCAACAUUUCAAGAUAUAAAUUUUAAUUAUGCUCCAAUUGAUAAUACUUAUCUUCAAUCAACAUCAGAAGUAACUUAUCAACCACAAAUUGAACAAGAACAAAUACAAAAUACGGAUCUUACUUCAAUGAAUGAUUGGACAACAGAUUCAACUUCACAGGUGUACGAAGAACCAUUUUUUAAUGAUCAACAAAUAAAUAUAGAUAGUUCUUUCAAUAUAUUAUCAUCAACAACAAAUAAUGAUAAUGCAACUCAUUUUGUACCUAUAACAUCUGUAAUAUCUGAUCCAUAUAUAACAGUUACAGAUAUUCCAGUAUCACAAGAUUCAUCAUCGUUAACAUCUCAUAGUUCUUUACAACAAAAUGUUACAAUGCCUUAUCAAUCCAAUCCAUGGUAUACUGAUCCUACAAAUACAUUUACACCAAUUUUAUCAUCAAAUUCUUCAAUACAACAUGAUUUAACACCUUCAUAUGGAUAUCUACCAACAACAAACAUAGAAAAUAAACAACAACAACAACAAAUUUCAUCAUUGGAUGAUUUGAUGUUUUCAUCACAAGUACCAAAAUCCGAUAUGAUUUAUGAUGUACCAUCACAAGUAUUUAAUUCUUAUUCAUCUGGAACGAUCAUGUCACAAACAAUGCCAAUAGACGAUAGUAAUUCGAAUAAUCCUCCUCCUUCUACAAUUAAACAAACAUCGCCAGAAUCAAAAUCUGAAGAAGUUACAGCAUCAACACCGUCCCCAACCAAUGCGAAAAACAAAUUUUUUACAUUGAGACGUCCAAAAUCAAAACAAGAAGGAGAAAAACGAUAUUCAUUACAUGACAUAUCAUUAGAAUCAUCACAACGGCAAGCAAACGAUGAAAAUAAUGCGUUGAAUUCCAGUGCUCCAGGAUCAACACUACAAAAUACAUUAUCAAAUUCAAACAAAUUACCUAGUGGAGAAGGUGAUGCUAAAGGAUCUGCUCCACGUGCAAGAUUUUUUGAUAAACAUGGUAUAGACAAUUAUUUAUUACAUGGAUGUAAAAUAAAACCAGAUGAACAUGUUCAAAUAGGUUAUGAUGAAAAAGAAGGUAGUGUUUAUUGGUUACACAAUCCUACUAUGCCACCAUUUGCAUGUAAAGUUGAAGAGCCAUCAAAAGGAACAAAACUAGCUGGAAUAAAAUCUUUUAUGGAAUAUAAAAUUCAUGCACAAAUAUCUGGAAGUCGAGUUGUUAGUCGACGUUAUAAACAAUUCGAUUGGUUACAUGAACAACUUGUUAAUAAAUUUCGUUUUAUUUGUAUUCCACCAUUACCUGGAAAACAAAUAGCUGGACGAUUUGAACAAGAAUUUGUUGAAGAACGUCGACGACAACUUGAAAUAUGGCUUAAUCGUAUUUGUCGUCAUCCAGUACUUUGUGCUUCAUUUCCUGUACAACAUUUUAUAACAUGUGAACGUACUGAGGGAAAUGAUAAAGAUUGGAAAGCAGGAAAACGACGAAGUGAAAAAGAUGAAUUACGUGAAUCAUCAUGGCUUCAUUGUGUUACAUUUACAAAUUCAAAUUUAUCAGAAGCAGAUCUUGUAUCACAUAUUGAAGCAUUUGCUCAACAACAACCAAAUCUUGAAAUACAAAUAAAAAAUCUUACUCAAGGUCUAGUAAAAUAUCUUGAAAGACAUACAGAAAUUUAUGAACGUGAUAUUCAACGUAUUGGUGAACUUUUUGCUAAAUUUCAAAAAGUUCUACAAACAGAUACAACUACAUUUGGUAAUAAAGAACUUUCAGAUUCAACGUUGAAAAUUAGUACGGCAUAUAAUUCAAUAGCUGAAUUAUACAAAACAAAAGCUAGUGAAGGUAUUCGAGAUUUUAAUGAACGUAUUCAAGAAUAUAUUGGUCUAUUGGCUUGUUUUCCAUUGAUAUUAAAUAUUCAACGAAGUGGAUCAGAAUUUAUGCGAAAUUUACAACAACGUAGUCCAUCAACAAUAUCAGAUUUUAAUAGUGUCGUAAAUCGUAAUCAAGUUCUUAAUCAUGUUGUUUUAGCUGAAAUAAAUUUUUUUCAAAAAGAAAAAGUUAAAGAUUUAAAUUUACAUAUGAAAACACUUAUGAAUGAACAAAUUCAAUUUUAUGAAAAAAUUACAUCAGAAUUACAUGAAGCAGCAGUAACAUUUAAUUAA